Molecule: messenger RNA, 262 nt
Organism: Schizophyllum commune H4-8
Lineage: Eukaryota; Fungi; Basidiomycota; Agaricomycetes; Agaricales; Schizophyllaceae
Exons: 2
Coding region: 58-261 (67 amino acids)
Source: RefSeq, a predicted model, not a curated record
GACCAUCUGUAUAGAAGUAGACGCACACUUGACAAUCUUCGCCUCAAGACAGUAGCAAUGCGCGAGACCAUGCGCAUGUGGGACGACGAGAUUUUUCCGGGUACUAUCUCGAGUGUCGUGCGACGACCUGCGAGGGAAGGCAGCACCAACAACGAAGUUGAUCAGAUUUUGGCAGGCAUCGAGGAUGAGGAGGUCGAGCAAUCAGAUGAGGAGGACGGGAAUGGGCGAAGCGGCACGCAGGAUAAUGUAGAAGAGGAUUAGG